AUGUCUUACACACGAGUAGAUCAUCCCACUGGAAAAAUGGCUUGUCACCUGAGGCAGAUUUUGGCAAGCCCACUGUUUUUCGCAAAUUAUGUACUACAUGCAGCCAUUCACUACCCUUCGAGCGACAUACGCGGCGACAUCCUGUAG
Molecule: messenger RNA, 147 nt
Organism: Saccharomyces cerevisiae S288C
Lineage: Eukaryota; Fungi; Ascomycota; Saccharomycetes; Saccharomycetales; Saccharomycetaceae
Gene: YOR161C-C
Exons: 1
Coding region: 1-147 (48 amino acids)
Cellular component (GO): membrane
Source: RefSeq, marked reviewed